Molecule: messenger RNA, 1456 nt
Organism: Geodia barretti
Lineage: Eukaryota; Metazoa; Porifera; Demospongiae; Tetractinellida; Geodiidae
Source: the annotation of a GenBank genome assembly
AUGGUGGAGCAGAUGCAGGGAAGACUGCGUGUCCAGAGCCAGUCAUCCGUCCUUGCGAUGGCGUGUAGCGAGAGAGACGCGGACCUGGCAGUGGAGUUCCUGGCCAGCAGACAGUCCCCCCAGCCUCUUCCUGCCUCCCUAGUGAGAGAUCUGGUGGCUCUGUCCAGAGAGACUGGUCGACCAGACCUGGUGGAGCAGCUGUUAGGGGUUGUCAGGGAGACUCGUCAGCCACUGACUGGAGAUGGAGUUGCUCAACUGAGGCUCUGGGCCGCCAGUCAGCCACAGCCGUACACAUGUGAACUCACCACAGUCAGUUCAAGUGGGGUGUGUACUAAUUGCCAGGGGCGACUGGAGAAAGCUCUGACAGAGGGUGACCACCAGAAGCUGCUGAGAGCUGUGACUGAAGCCGUCCACUCUGAGGGACUAGGGUUUUCUCCUGAACUCAUCUCCAACUUGUCUCGACUCCAGAAGAGACUCUCUGCAGUCUCCUCUCCAUAUAAAGUGGUGGUAGACGGCCUCAACGUAUCGCGAGUCUCGUCCAAGAACUUCAGUGUCAUGCAGGUGAUGGACAUUGUGAAUCAGCUGACAGGGACAGUGGGUGGACCUGUUCUGGUGGUUGCUAGGAAACACCUGGCGAAGGAGAUGGACCAGCUCCCAUCGUUCUAUUCGUCAGUUCCUCGCAGCCACGACUUUCAUGUCUUCACCACUCACAUCAACGAGAUAUCAGAUGAUAUUUGUGUCAUAUACGCAGCACUCACUACAGGCAGACACUGCUAUAUUGUGUCAAAUGACCACAUGUCAGACAACGCCUCAAUGCUAGGUCCUGAGGACGCCAAACUGUUCUCAAUAUGGCAGGCCAGCAGGCAGAUUACGGUCCAACCAACCACUGUCAACCUACUGUAUCCAGGUGACUACAGCAAGUCCACACAGGCCAGCGAGGAAGGAUGGCACAUCCCUAUAUCCCUCUCCUCCAAAGCCACACCCACCAAUGACACAUGGUUGGUGGACGGUCGGAGACGAUGGAAUGAAGAUGAAGACGUCAGCCACACCCCCCAACCAGACUGGCUCUGUCUCAGGAGAUAAAACUUAUAAAACUGAUGGACAUACUCAGUACAAUGAAAAAUGACACUUCCUUAUAAAACUAACUCCAUCAGUCGCUACCAUCAAAAAAAUAAGUUAAAACACUUGCCUAAAAGGCAAGCUGCACGUAGCAUGUCAUCUUUAAAAUGAAGCCAGCACGGCCAGUCAUUGUUGUGUGGUCAGUGGUUGGAGUCAGGAAAGGGGACAGCAGUCAGUUGUGAGAAGGUUUGGUCGAUGCAUGACUUGAGGUCAGAGUACGAGACGAUGAGGACACUUUGUUCAUCUCGUGAGUGGAGCAGAAUAUUCUCACUCACACCAGAAUCCAGCUGGAGGGGAAGUGGGGUGGAGCACAUCUUGUUGAGGGACUGUACAAUGU